This is a messenger RNA of Trematomus bernacchii (emerald rockcod), 4926 nucleotides long. Its product is annotated as transcription factor HIVEP2-like. The coding region runs from base 1 to 4698 and encodes 1565 amino acids. Gene Ontology annotation, molecular function: RNA polymerase II cis-regulatory region sequence-specific DNA binding; DNA-binding transcription factor activity, RNA polymerase II-specific. The record is from RefSeq and is a predicted model, not a curated record. NCBI's taxonomy places the organism in Eukaryota, Metazoa, Chordata, Actinopteri, Perciformes, Nototheniidae. The transcript has 6 exons. Gene Ontology annotation, cellular component: nucleus. Gene Ontology annotation, biological process: regulation of transcription by RNA polymerase II.
AUGGAGUCACUUGAAACUACUGCGGCGGCGAGGAGCUCCGAUGAGGGUUAUGAUGGAAAUGUGGUUUCAAAGAGAGAUAUCCCCUCGGAGGAAGCACACGAAGUGGAAACUAAAACUAAAGGAUGGCACCGACAACUGGAGGAAGGUCGGAGCGAAGAAUCGUUUGAAGAUCAGUCCUCAAUCCAUCAAGACUAUGAGGCGAAUCCACUGCAAUCGACUAAACCGUUUCCCAUUGGCAGGCAAAAAGCUGCAUUUUCUACACAAUCACCUGGCCUUGCAUCCCACAGGAAGUCCACCAGUUCACCUGAAGUUCACCAGUGUUCCCAUUCAGCCAUGGACCCGAUUUCCGAGGAGAAGAUGGAGCAGAAACCACAAAAGCCCGGGAAGUAUGUUUGUGAUUAUUGUGGGAGAGCAUGUGCCAAACCGAGCGUCCUGAAGAAACACAUUCGAUCGCACACCGGAGAACGACCCUAUCCGUGCAUCCCCUGCGGAUUCUCCUUCAAAACCAAGAGUAACUUAUACAAACACAGGAAGUCUCACGCUCACGCCGUCAAAGCCGGUUCGAUGUCAGGACUCGCUAGUAUCGAUUCGUUUGAAGGGGAAGGCGAGUUGUUCUCCGAUGCUGAGCAAACAUCAGACUCGGAUGAGGACACUCUUAGCGACCCGUUGCUGCUUCUUGACUCUCCGGCGGAGGCAUCGGAUAACACGGCUGUAAAAGUACUCAAUCUCAUUUCUCAGAAGAAGGGAAUCCAGGAUGUUCCACAAGAAAUCAAUGCCGAGACAAGUCGUUCGAUUCAAUCCAGCGCGAUCAAACAAAGGCUGGCUCUGAGGCUUUCUGAGAAAAGAAGCAGCGAUUCAGAGAAUAAUCUGUCGUUGCCGAGUCAAUCCAGUAAAGGCAGCACGGAUUCGGGAUAUUUCUCUCGUUCAGAAAGCACAGAGCACCAAACCGGGCCUCCGAACACCAACGCCAAAUCCUAUCAGGAAAUAAUGUUCGGGAAAUGCUACAAACCGAGCCCAAAGCAGACGGCCGCCGCUUUUGCCGAGGCGGCGGAAAGACGCUCGGAAAGAGGCGUGUCCCGCGUUUUCACCCAGGAAAAAGACGUGGUCGAGUCGAUUAAAAUAAACACAAAGUCGUUGUUGAGGGAGGACGUUCAGGAACUUCAGUCUGAUGCGUUUCUGAUCAGAAGCAACUCGAUGCCAACGUCUUCCGAUGUGUGUCUGAAUAUGCCUCCCGCACUCAGAGGGAGCCAUUCGUUUGACGAGAGAGCGAGUAUCGGCGGUAUGAGGAGACUCCGGAGACAAGCUGCCUUCGAACACUCGGCAAAUGAAAGCCACGUAGAUGUAGACGGCGGAAAGAUGAUGGAGAGCGGUGUGUCAAUGAUCUCAGGAUUGGAAAUAGAAAGCUGCCCCUCUGGUACGAGCCAUCAGAGACACGCCAUGGAGCUGGCAACGCGGAAACGUCGGAAAGAGAAACGGGAAGAGGAAGAUCUGUCGGGACAAUACGAGGGACGGGAUGAAUGUGAGGAGAUGUUUGACUCAAGUAAAGACUACGAUGUUAAACAAGCUGUGGCUGGCAUUAUGGCGUUAGGACACCCGCAGUUUGACAUAUCAGUGAGUCCGGAAAUGUCUGGUCGUAAAACUUUAGGGAAUGUAAUAUCUGUUAUCCAGCACACAAACUCCAUAAACAGGCCUCACUCUGAACAGUAUCACGCGCUGAGACAGGAAGGGAUUUCAUUUCAAGCGAUGGAGUCGAGUCAAUCGUUGGAGAGGAGCGAUCAGUUGUUUCAAAUCCCCAAAUUGGUGCGGCAACCCAGCAUACAAGUCCCAGAAAUCAGGGUGACGGUGGAGCCCGACAGCCCAGAAAAAGCUCCCGAGGUGAAGGUAAAAGAGCCGGAGAAGGAGGAGUUUCAGUGGCCUCAGAGGAGUGAAACCUUAGCACAAUUCCCUCCGGAGAAACUCCCCCCGAAGAAGAAGAGGCUCCGCUUGGCCGACAUCGAGCACUCCUCCGGGGAAUCUAGUUUUGAGUCGGCGUGUACAAGUCUCUCCCGAAGUCCAAGCCAAGACAGCAACUUAUCUUAUUGCUCCACCUUUUCCUUCGACAGGGAGGAGGUUUUGAAGUCGCCCGCCCGACAAGAUGAGUUUGGAAAACCGUUGGAGCUUCUGGCGGUGCCGGGAAGCGUUCAUAACUUAUCGCUACUCAACCAGAGACAACAACACGAAAUGAGGCGAUCGUCUUCAGAACAAGCGCCUUGUAACUUACGCAAGGAACUACCAGAGGCUCGUAGCAUAUCGUUCGAUUACGGUAGCCUUACGCAAACUUCUAAACUUAGACACGUGGAUUCGAGGGAGAGAAUGAGGGGGGAUUUGGUGAGGCAGGAAUCGUUGAAUAUGGAAACUGAAGUGGGGCAGCAAGGGUUUCACCUCAGCAACACUUUGCCAAUAUUCUCCACCGGGAACACGUUUCCCCAGCUGUCCCAUCCGAGCCUCUUAGUUCCCGUGAGAUUACAAACUCACGUGCCAUCGUACGGCAGCAUCACGUACACGUCAGUAUCACAGAUUUUCGACAAUCAGUACGAAAGCGCCGCCUCUCAGACUCAGAUCUCUCGUGUUUCCAGACAGACGUCGACGGAAGCUCUCGAUUUGUCGUCGGCUAAACUGAAAACGGGCAUUCCUCUUUCUCUGACGUCCAGAACCAUUUCCAUCACCAACGCCUCCAGUGGUGGCGCCAACAAACGGAUGCUUUCGCCCGCCAGCAGCCUGGAUCUUUUCAUGGAGGUGAAGCAGCAGAAACGGGUGAAAGAGGAGCGGAUGUUCGGGCAGAUCGUGGAGGAACUGAGCGCCGUGGAGCUAGGGAAAUGUUACCUGAGCGAAGAGAAGGGGCGAGCGUCAACACCUCAGGUUAUCACACGACUCGAAUCCACGAUGGAAAGCAGCUCGCCUCCGUACGGGAAAGAAAUUGGUGUUGAGAAGCGAGUGGAAUUGGUGGCGAAACUCGUUACCAAUCAAGAUGUUUUGAUCUCCGAGCAUUCAAGAUCGUUUCCGAGUCUUCGCACGACGACAGGGGUUAGCUGGUGUUUCCUGAACCACACAAAGCCGAACUACUUGCACAGCGACGCCCCGUUUUCCUCCGUUUACGCCUCGUGGGGCGUCAGUAGCCACAACCCAAACCCUUUGGAUUUGAACACAAGCGCUGCCUUGGCUCUACUGAGAUCCAAACAGAAAGGAGGCUCUGUUAUCUAUAGCAAGGCAGCCAUUGGUCAACCAGGUGCAGGGAAGUUGGUGUCGUCGCUCCUCAUGUGGAGGCAAACCGUGGAGCAGCUGCAGAGGAAACCGGAGCCCCGAGAGAACGACGCCACUUACGGGAAGAAGGAGAAAGAAAUCAGAGUGAAAUCUGCCAAAGACGAGUGGAAAGAGCGGGAGGCCGUUCAGACGCUGCCAACUCGAAUCAAGAUCUUUGAGGGGGGGUAUAAGUCCAAUGAGGAGUAUGUGUAUGUGCGAGGUCGCGGUCGGGGGAAAUAUAUCUGCGAGGAGUGUGGGAUCCGCUGCAAGAAGCCGAGCAUGUUGAAGAAACACAUCCGAACUCACACUGACGUCCGGCCGUACGUCUGCAGGGUCUGCAACUUCGCCUUCAAGACUAAAGGAAACCUGACUAAACAUAUGAAGUCGAAGGCGCACAUGAAGAAAUGUCUUGAGCUGGGAGUGUCGGUGACGAUGGAUGAUACGGAGAUACUGGAACAGGUGGACGAAUCAAAGACAUCGGUCACCACCAAACACCAGUUCUCAGACGCCGAUGAUUCGGACGGUAUGGACGAAGACGAGAUUGACGAAGAGGACGAAGAGGACGAGGAUUACGACGGCGAUUCGACUCCGAAACUGCGUUCGAGGAGCACGAGUCCUCAAUCGUGUGGUGUCACGUCUUUAUCCGUCACCUCCACCAUCCACGGAUACUCGAAGUCUACGGACGAAGACUCGUUGACGAUGCUUUCUCCGGAUCAAACCAGCUUCCUGUUCGACCCGUACACUUCCUGUCUGCUGUCUCCAGGAUGGGAGUCUCCGAUCAGAGAACCGUCUCCAUCACGUCUUCGUUAUCCGUCCCCGAUGAGGGAACUUUCCCCGAGAGGACGGUCUUCCCCUCGUUGGGAUUCCUCUCCGUUGAGGCCCAGUUCUCCCAGUUUCUCCCCCAUUCAGAGGCCCCUCUCCCCCGGGGAGGCGUCGGCCAGAGGGAGGCAGAGGGUUGUGCUCAGAGCGGUUUCUCCACGCAGAGGAUCACAUCAACAUCAACAUCAACAUCAACACAAGGGGGAGAAGAGCCGAGCGCAGGCCAUCAAGAUGGAGAUGGAGAAAGGACACUUUGAAAUGGAGACGGAUCAGAGGAGCAGCUUGUCGCCCCCCCAAAACCUCCUCAGCCACCUUCCCCUUCACUCCCAGCAUUCAACCCGCUCUCUUCUCCCAUUGGUUCCCAUUGGAGGACACCAGAUGUUACCCUCCACCUCCACACCUCCACCUUCCUCCAGCCCUGACGCCCCCCUCUCCUCGGCCCCGACGACCCCCAGCAGCGAGGGGUCGUUCCUGGGCAUCGAAUCUGCAGUGGAAGACGCUGGAGGAGAAAAUAACCCGGGGAAAAACCCGGAACAGGAAGUACAAACUUGCCUAAACGCCAUCGCCUCGCUGAAGAUCACCACAGAGGAACCUCACUGAGAAACUCAUCUCACUCUCAUCUUUAAAUUUAACCCCCUCAGAGGAUCUUUAUAAACGCCCUCUGGUGUUGCACAUCGCUCCGUUUGACGAGGAGAUUGAAACAGAAGAAGAGGAAGAACUUGAAACAGAAGAAGGAUAACUUGAAACAGAAGGGGAAGAAUAACUUGAAACAGAAGAACUUGAAACAGAAGAAGGACUUGAAACAGAAGAACUUGAAACAAAAGGACU